AAUUGAGUGGCAAAAAUUAGAUGGAAAAUAACCAAAAAGAUUCAGCCGAACAGAGCUUGCCGUUAAUGGCGAUACUCUGAUGAGGACAGUCUAAUGGAGAUUUCCCGAAAAACAAGACAAAAGGAGAAAUGGCGACAGCGACGACAUCUGCGAUUAGGGCACCAAAUUGGAGAACUGUUGUGUUAUUCUGGACUAUCUCUCUCACUAUUUUCUACUCUCUUUUCCAAAUGGGUCUUCGAAAUUCGCCAUCUUCUUCAUCAUCAUCAGAUUCCUUUAUCUCCUAUGCGGAGCAAAGCACAAGGUUGUACGAUAAGAUGGAACGGGAUAUACAAGAAAACGGACCGCUGUUCUUUAAACAAGGUGAAACGUCUCAGUCGUUGUCACUUUCUGAUCUCUUCACACUGAAAGAUGGAAAGAUAUCACCUGUCCUCAAGGUUGCGAAUCCCCCUGUGCGAGCUAAUGUAUUACAUCUCAGCACAGAAUACUCUGUCCCAGUCUCGAAAGCCGUCGAAAAUGUGUUCAGUCCUUACUUUGAGAAUACAAUCUGGUUUCAGGACUCUAAAAUGUAUCACUUUAGCAUGUUUCAUGCAUCGAAUCACAUUUUCUCUGUUCCAGCUACUGAAGAUGAGGUUGAAGGAGAAGCAGCUGCUGUUAAAGCAGUUGCUAAUAAACUUUGCCCUUUGGAGAUUAUCUUGGAUAGAGUUCUGUUAACCUCGACUGGUGUUCUUCUUGGAUGCUGGAAGGUUUAUUCUGGAGAUGACCCCAUAACAAUCCGCUCGAAACUGAGAUCUGUUCUUCCACGUGCACCGGAGAAGCAACUUUAUGAUGCUGCAAUUCUUCAUACAUCAUUGGCAAGGCUGCUUGGUCCACCAGUAUCUCCAACUGAGCAGGCUAGUUCUGACGACCAACUCCAGCGUAUCCAUGACUUGAUCACAAGACUAAACAACCAAAUCCGAGGAUUCAGGGCAAUAGUAUCAGAGCUGUGGUAUGUAGAAGAGUUUGAUCUGCUGGCGCUUGCAUUGGGAGGAAGAAUGAAGGUUCGAUCAUUCCCACUCGGCUGUGCAAAGAGUUAAUACCUACCGGAUUGUAAUCAAUAAGCUUAUUUCAUCUUUAAGAUCAUCAAAACCACUAUGUCAUCUUCAUGUACAUUUUCUUCAACUUCUUAGACUCUUAGUCAAGAAAAUUAUCUUAUUCAAGUCAAGACAAAAGUAUUUUCUUAUGUCGGCUAUGGAAAAGCAGCUACUUAUAAUUCGAAAGAAACUGUAAUUUUAAGUUUUUAACUCCCAAAUGUACAUAAUAUUUUGCUUUCCUUUUA
Molecule: messenger RNA, 1315 nt
Organism: Arabidopsis lyrata subsp. lyrata
Lineage: Eukaryota; Viridiplantae; Streptophyta; Magnoliopsida; Brassicales; Brassicaceae
Exons: 10
Coding region: 129-1073 (314 amino acids)
Source: RefSeq, a predicted model, not a curated record